GAUCACAUAUAGACAACUGAAGCUGUUGGUCUUUCUUUUCUGUUUCCUUCUUCUCGAUAAACAGCUCACAGGUCGACUGUUGUUUUUCUUUUUUGUCGUUUUGCCUUCCCUUUUCCUCUUUGGUGUAGGAUCUUGAUUUGUCACUCUCCAGACAGGCCAAAAGCAGAGAAACCGUCCAAGAUGGCGUUGCCGAAGAGAAUCAUCAAGGAAACUGAGCGCCUGAUGGCGGAGCCGGUUCCCGGCAUCAACGCUGUCCCGCACGAAGAUAACUUGCGCUACUUCGAUGUCUCGAUCCACGGACCUGCACAGUCGCCGUACGAAGGCGGCAUCUUCCGUCUCGAACUGUUCUUGCCCGAGGACUACCCCAUGACUCCCCCGAAGAUCCGCUUCUUGACGAAGAUCUACCACCCCAACAUCGACCGGCUGGGACGGAUCUGCUUGGACGUGCUCAAAAACAACUGGUCUCCCGCUUUACAAAUCCGCACGAUCCUACUCUCAAUCCAGGCCUUGCUGGGUGCCCCGAACCCCGACGACCCGCUCGCCAACGACGUUGCUCAACGCUGGAAGGAGGAUGAGCCGGCUGCCAUACAGACCGCGAAAGAGUGGACUAGAACCCACGCCAUGACUUAGAUGCAUGCGGUUCAAUUCUUGGGAACGGGGGAG
This is a messenger RNA of Aspergillus japonicus CBS 114.51, 663 nucleotides long. Its product is annotated as E2 ubiquitin-conjugating protein UBC13. The coding region runs from base 181 to 630 and encodes 149 amino acids. Gene Ontology annotation, molecular function: ubiquitin conjugating enzyme activity. The record is from RefSeq and is a predicted model, not a curated record. Gene Ontology annotation, biological process: protein K63-linked ubiquitination; DNA damage tolerance. The transcript is spliced from 5 exons. Gene Ontology annotation, cellular component: nucleus. NCBI's taxonomy places the organism in Eukaryota, Fungi, Ascomycota, Eurotiomycetes, Eurotiales, Aspergillaceae.